AUGGUCCAACAUCUUGAACAAAUACACAGUGGUGAAGAGGAGGUUAAGAAAGCCAUAGCAUACGACCCUAAAGACCCGAAAAGAGUUCAACAAUUUGAAAAGUUAUGCAGGAUGGGCAACUUUAAUCACAACAUGAAAGUGCUUGAUAUCAAAGAAGGCAAAUUAAAGGUGGUGAGAAGGCCUCCUGCAAAUACUGAAGCAAAUCCAAAUGAUUACUUACCCUGCCAGUAUUGCCAUGGUUUUUUCUGAUAGACGAACUUAAGAGACAUGCACCGAAAUGUUCUUGUAACGAAGAAGAAGAAAGUACAGGAUCGAAGCGCAUGAAGUAUGAGGGAAGAGUUAUGCUUGCAGCUAGUGGUCAGUUUGCUUCGCGAAGUACCAAAUUGCUGUCGGAUUACAUAAUCCCAAAAAUGGCAAGCGAUGUGGUAAGCAUUGUAGUACAAAUCAAUCAAACUAUCCUGAGGGUUGGAAGCCAACAGUUGGAGAAAACAGGAACGGAGAAGGCGUCGGAGGUGUCGCAGAAAAUGAGGCUUAUAGGCAGGGUGGGGUGAAAAUUAAUGGAAAUGAGAAGGCGUCACUAGAAGACCUUCUAAAACCUGGAAACUUUGAUACCCUCAUCUGCUGUGCACGAAAUAUGGCUGGAUACGAGGAAAAUGCAGCCAGCAACUGCAGUCCACUGUGGUUAUGA
Messenger RNA from Paramuricea clavata, 688 nucleotides. NCBI's taxonomy places the organism in Eukaryota, Metazoa, Cnidaria, Anthozoa, Malacalcyonacea, Plexauridae. The record is from the annotation of a GenBank genome assembly.